AGGAAGCGGCUCCGUGACACACGCACACACGUUUUUACCUUGUGUCACCUAUUUAUAGCAAAACUUUUCAAAGUAGAAGCAGCGCUCUUCUGUGUGUGUUUUCAAAGCGCGCGCGUGCCGACGUUCUACAGGAAUAUUAAGACGUUUUUACAUGUAUGAAGUGGACUUUUUUUCACCGAGCCGACACUUUUAAACUUUUUUUUUUUUUUUACUUUUUCCCCCCCAAAGUUUUUAAUCCGGUGUGGCUAUGGCUGGUGUGAGACGGGGCCUGGUUUUCUGCCUGACCGUGUUCCUGGCGGCGCUUUGUGAGUCGGCGGAGCAGCAGCGGACCCUCAGCGGCUUCCGGCGGCUCUACGUCCUCCAGCCGGGCCCCGGAAAGGACGGCGGGCUCAGAGUCAGCUCCAUCUCCACCCAGCAGGGCGCUGCGGGACUCCCUCACACCUACAACGUGGAGAUGAGCGCCGGCUUCGGCGGAGGCCACGUCCGGACCCGCAGGAUGGGGACCCAGGCGGCUCCAGCGCCGCACUUCAUUCAGCAGAAGCAGCUCGUCAAACUGUCAGGGGUGAAUGUUUGUGGAGGGCAGUGCUGUCAUGGAUGGAGUAAAGCUCAGGGAUCACAGCGGUGCACAAAGCCCAACUGCAUCCCUCAGUGCCAAAAUGGAGGAAUGUGCCUCAGGCCUCAACUCUGUAUCUGCAAGCCUGGCUCAAAAGGGAAGGUAUGCGAACAGAAGACGCUGCCCACCCACCCUUUUCCAGCAUUGCCUGAGAAUGGGUCCACAAACGGACACACCACCGAUCACACAAAUGGGCACAACACCGGCCACGCUAAUGGACACAAUGUGGUACCCCAGCGACCAAUACCUCAGCAAGUUCCCCCUCAGGGACACGCUCCUGCAACCCCUCCAGCUAACAGCAUGGCUCAGAUGAGACUAACUGUUAAGCAACCUCCCCAGUUUAUACGACCCCAGUACAUCCAACAGCACAUCCAACAGCAGAUUCGGCCCAUGCCCAUGCACCCAGCUCAGAGUCAGCAGUAUGUUAUCAAUCCCAAAUACUACCACACACAUACGCAGACUCGUGUCCAGUCCCAACCAGAGAGACCAAUUCCUCUUACGGUGGGACACAAUUCCAUCCAUGCAGGCAACAAUACAAGAAGGAUCAAGGUGGUCUUCACGCCAACUAUCUGCAAACUAACCUGUGUGGGAGGAAGAUGUCACAACAACUGCAAGCAGGGAAACACUACCACCAUCAUCAGUGAGAAUGGCCAUGCAACAGACACUCUGACAGUUCCAAACUUCAGAGUAGUGGUGUGCCAUUUGCCAUGUAUAAAUGGUGGCAAGUGCAGCGCCAGGGACAAGUGUCAGUGCCCAACCAACUUUACUGGAAAGUUCUGCCAGAUGCCCGUUAAGAAUGGAAUCCAGCAACACCAGCAGACUUCAGGUGGCUACAGCCAGGCUCAGGUCCAUUCCACUCACACGCUACCUUUGACCUACAGCAAUGGGCAGAAUCCUGCAUUCAGCCCCAGCUUUGUCAAUAUCCACAUCAAGCAUCCUCCAGAGGCCUCUGUUCAGGUCCACCAGGUCUCUCAGCUGGACAAUUACCACAACAAUGGCCAAAAGCUGAAAGGUUCCAAAUCAGGCUCAUCUUCAUCCACCAGCUACAGCUACCACCACACGGAAAGCAGUCAGAAGAUUCAGCACCACGGCUACAACAUAGUCUAUCCCAGCCAGCAUGGUUACCAGGUUUCCCAGUACCAGCCCGUCACUUUCAAGAACCAGCUUGGCCGCUGCUUCCAGGAGACCACAGGGAGUCAGUGUGGGAAGGCUCUGCCAGCCAGUAAACAGGAGGACUGCUGUGCGACCAUCGAACAUCUUGGGUUCCACAACUGUCUCAAGUGUCCAAAGACACCAUCCAUCCCCCUGAUAGAUUGUCCACAAGGUUAUAAGCGUGCCAACAGCUCUCAUUGCCAAGAUGUAAAUGAGUGCCAGCUACAAGGUGUGUGUCCUAACGGAAACUGUCUGAACACCAUCGGCAGCUACAGGUGCACAUGUGACCCCGGCUACAUCCCCGACCCCACGCUCUCCAUGUGCAUAUCCAGCACUCCUGCCAUCCAAGAGGAAAAGGGCGCUUGCUUCCGUUUGGUCAGCUCAGAGAGGCAAUGUUUGCACCCAGUGUCUGCCCAGCUGAGCAAGCAGCUCUGCUGCUGCAGCGUGGGCAAAGCCUGGGGUCCUCGCUGUGAAAAAUGCCCCCUUCCAGGAACAGCAAAGUUCAAAGACAUCUGUCCUGGUGGGAUGGGAUAUACUGUUCUACCAAAUCCACCAGUUAAUAAGCCAGGAAAGGUUUACCAAGGGAUCACUGGACCACUGAACCCACAACCCCUGCCCACACCUGAGAGACCAGUGGAAGCUUUUGGGAAACCAGAUGAGAUUUUGCCAGUCGUGACAUCGUCACCAGAUCAGGAGCUGCUAGUUCCUGUGGUUAGUAAUAAACCAGUAGUUGAAUCUGUCCUCUCCCAGCUGUCUCCUGGUUUGUCCACUGUCAAGAUGGAGGCAACAUUCCCAGAGGUUUUUGAGAGGACCUCUCCUCCUGCACCUGUGGAGAUCCUCCCAUCUAACGCUGGCCAGGACAUUGCUCCUACACAGUCUGCUGAGGUGGAUGAAUGCCAGAUCAACCCUUACAUUUGUGGUCGGGGGGUUUGUUACAACACGGCUGAAGGAUAUACCUGCCACUGUGAUGAUGGCUACCGCUUAGAUGACACCCAGACCACCUGUGUAGAUGUAGAUGAAUGUUUGGACAAUUCAUUUUUGUGCUUUGGCGGUCGCUGCAAGAACACUGCAGGCAGUUUCCUUUGUGUGUGUCCAUUUGGAUUCCUUGUCGAUGAGGAAGGAACCAGUUGCACUGAUAUUGAUGAAUGUCAAAACAAGACAAUAUGCCCAUCUGGUAUCUGCUUCAAUGUGCCUGGUGGCUACAACUGUGGCUCCUGCCCUCAUGGGUUUUUGCCACAAGGAGGACAGUGUGUAGAUGCCGAUGAGUGUCAGGAUGAGCAGAUUUGUACCAGAGGCCACUGCCAAAACACAGAAGGUUCCUUUAUCUGUCACUGUGGGCCAGGCUUCAGGGUGUCACCAGCUGGUGACCAGUGUAAUGAUGUAGAUGAAUGUGUUGAAGAAGCCAGGCCCUGUGACUAUGUAGGACAGUGUGUUAACAACAUGGGCUCGUACACCUGUAACUGCCACCAGGGUUUUCGACAGGUCAAUGAAACCCGCUGCCGAGAUGUUGAUGAGUGUGCGGAUGAUCCAGAGCUCUGUUCUCCUCACGGCGACUGUCUGAACACUGAGGGAUCCUACAUAUGUGUGUGUGAGACUGGAUUCACUGCCAACCUCCAUGCACUCUCCUGUGACGAUAUUGAUGAGUGCAGCCUGAAUGAGACAAUCUGUGGCCCUCACGGCUACUGUGAGAACAGACUGGGUUCAUUCCGAUGUCUCUGUGAUCAGGGCUACCAGGAGGACCAGGAAGGCCAGAGCUGUGUGGAUAUAAAUGAGUGUGAACUGCUGAGCAGUGUGUGUGGUGAAGCCCAGUGUGAGAAUAUUGAGGGCUCCGUUCUUUGUACAUGUCCCAGAGGUCAGCAAUAUAACCCUACAAUCGCCAAGUGUGAGCCUGUUCCCACAGUGUCUUCAGUGGAGCGUAAGGAGUGCUACUAUCACCUGAAUGACGAGAACCUGUGUGAGAGUGUGCUGACCAGCCAUGUCACCCUGCAGGAGUGCUGUUGCACACUGGGAGCUGGCUGGGGCGACAACUGUGAGGUCCACCCCUGUCCUGUCAAUGGCACAGAUCAGUUUGACCAGAUGUGUCCAUCUGGAAGAGGUUUUAUCCCUAAUGGAGACUUGUUGUAUGGAGGUGAUGUCUCUGACAGCUACAAAAAUGCAGAUGAAUGCACAUUGUUUGGUCAGGAGGUGUGCAAAGGAGGCUUCUGUCUGGAUACUCUGGGCAGCUAUGAGUGUUACUGUAAGACUGGCCAAGACUACGACCCUGCCAGACUGGAGUGCAUAGACAUCAACGAGUGUCUGGAUGAGUCUGUGUGUGUCGGAGGACAGUGUGUGAACACAGAUGAUUCAUACCUUUGUUUCUGCACACCUCCCAUGGUGUUGGACCCCCAAAACAACCGUUGUGUCUUCAUAUCUGACAUGCCUGGACACCGUGAGGUGGAGCACAUAGAUUUCCAGGGAAUUUGCUGGCAGACAGUGACAGAAACCAUGACCUGCACACAGCCACUGGGUCUCAACAGGAAGACCACUUACACGGAGUGCUGCUGUCUGUACGGAGAGGCCUGGGGCAUGGACUGUGCCCUGUGUCCACCCAGAAACACUGAGGAUUAUGCGUCUAUGUGUAACCUGCCAAUAAAUGGUGGCCGGCGGCCGUACGGCCAUGACGCACUUGUUGCUGGCCCCGUCCAUGAAUAUGAAGUCAGCCCGGACUACUCAGAGUCAGCUGAGCAGCACGCUGUACUGCCUCCGUACCACAGCGAGGAACAUCAAUACAGAUCAUUUGAGGGUUUGCAAGCAGAGGAGUGUGGGAUACUGAAUGGCUGUGAGAACGGACGGUGUGUGCGGGUUCAAGAGGGAUACACCUGCGACUGCUUCGAUGGCUACACCUUAGAUCUGUCCCGCAUGGCCUGCAUUGAUGUGAAUGAGUGCUCAGAGCUCAACAGCCGGAUGUCACUUUGUAAAAAUGCCAAAUGUAUCAACACGGUGGGUUCGUACCAGUGUGUGUGUCUGCCGGGCUUCACUGCCUCCGACAAACCCAACUACUGUGUGGAGUCAAAAACAAACCACACAUCAACACAUGCACAGUGACCACCAGCGGAUACUAGGGGGCGACAAAAGAGCAUAAAUCCACACACAUGGGUUCAUAUUAAAUAUAUUGUUGAGGAUGCCUGCAUGACUGACUGGUUUCCAGAUUCCCAGUAACGGUCAGUGUACACGCUUUUUUUGUUAAAGGGAAUGAUAGCAUUCCCAAAUCCCAAAGGCUGUAUAAAUUCUAAUUAACAUUCAGUAUUGAUAUUCUAGAUUGAACAUCAGCAUUGUAAAACUAAAUCCUAAAUCAUCCUUGACUUUAAAGUGGCUUUAAAUGAAACCUCGCGAAAAACUUCUCCGUGCAAUAAGCUAACUCCUCAGAACGGAACAGGUAUUAGGUCAUUUCCUUAAUAUUGACAUACUAUGGUAAUUUCUUAUUUUCCCUCCUCACAUUAGUUAUGAAUGCCUGAUAUAUUUUCAUUUCAAAUCACACUGUGUGCACAAAUUAAGUUUAGGUUUCCUCAAACUCAUCAUGGUCAUCAGAGUCGGUCAGCUUGGAAAAAGCUACCACAACUGUGUCAGUACAGAAGUAGGUACACAUUAAUCCAUUCCCUGAAUUUAACUGGAUUGUGUUUAUUCCUAAAUUCAUGUCUUGUUUGGUCAUGUAUUUUUGCUGUUGUUGUUUCAAUUCUCAUUCAAUCUUUGCAGACCGGCUAUGGCUCAAAAUGAUUUUAUUGGAAGAAUUUCUUAUUUUUUAAUUGAUGUCUAUAAAUUAUUAAUCCCAAGGAUAAAUUAUUCAAAUGAAAACUGUUACUAAUUUCUUGGGUUUGGGUAAUGGUGAGAAUAAGACUUACUGGUCGGUAAAGGUGGUUACAGAAAAGUUUUUUUGAAGAAAAGUUGAACCGGUUAUAUGCUUCCUGUUUUCACAUAAUGGUGUUUGUUUAGAGCAGUGGUUGUUCAUGUCCUCUCAAAUUACAGCGGGAACAUUCCAAGUGAAUUCAGUGCCUUGACAUCCCAUAAUGUUUAUAAAUAAAUAGUAAAUGGACUGCAAUUAUAUAGCACUUUUCCAUCUGCAUCAGGUGCUCAAAGCACUUUACGCAUCAAUGCCUCACAUUCACCCCGAUGUCAGGCUGCUGCCAUGCAAGGCGCC
Messenger RNA from Thalassophryne amazonica, 5939 nucleotides. RefSeq names its product latent transforming growth factor beta binding protein 1 (gene ltbp1). Lineage: Eukaryota; Metazoa; Chordata; Actinopteri; Batrachoidiformes; Batrachoididae. The record is from RefSeq and is a predicted model, not a curated record. Gene Ontology annotation, molecular function: calcium ion binding.